This is a messenger RNA of Adineta ricciae, 930 nucleotides long. NCBI's taxonomy places the organism in Eukaryota, Metazoa, Rotifera, Eurotatoria, Adinetida, Adinetidae. The record is from the annotation of a GenBank genome assembly.
AUGACCUCUAAUAUUUCAACAACAGUAAUAACAAUUGAUCCAUCGGUAGUUACUUUAAAUAUUGCUCGUAUUGGAAUUCAACGAUUUGGUCAACUAAUUCUUUUUGCACUAGAUAUUAUUGGAUGUAUAUUCAAUAUAGCAAUAUUUCUUCGUCCUUCAAUGCGUACAAAUUCAUGUGCAAAUUUAUGUUGUUUAACAUGGGGUUUAUUUAUUAGUAUGCUUGAUUUUUUUAUGAAUUAUAAUUUAUUAAACUACAGUUCAGCAUAUUGUAAAAUUCGUUCUUAUAGUCUUACUGCAGCUCAAUUAGCAAGUCGAGCAUGUGUAGUUUUAGCAUGUUUUGAUCGUUUUCUACUCUGUUCACAAUCAGUUCGACAACGAUCAUUUUGUCGAUCUAAUAUUGCAGUUAAAGUUAUGUUAUUAACUGUUACUAGUUGUGUUUGUUUAUCAAUUUAUGUCUUAGUUGUUUAUAAUGCAUUUCCUCAAACACGAUCAUGUACGACUUCAUCAGCAAUAGGAAAAAUAAUUGAUACAACAGUUUUAUUUGCAUUUAAUUUGGGAACACCAGCUCUACUGAUGAGUACAUUAAGUGGGUUAAUUCUAUGGAAAUUAAAACAAAAUUCAAUACGAAUUGCUCGUCAAAGAAUUCAUGUUCGUCAUCGACAUCUUCAACUUGCAACUAUGCUUAUUGGACAAGUUAUAUUAUAUACUGUAACAGCAUUACCAUUUGUAAGUACAUUUGUUUAUAUGAAAAUUACACGAUACGAUCCACAAUCAAGUAAAUCAGCAUAUCGUAUUGCGGCAGAAAGUUUUGGAACAUUUAUAUUUAAUGCAUUAAGAAUUUAUUUUAUAUUUAAAUUGAACAUAUUUGAUUGUGUCAUUUCAGAUGAGUUUUUAUGUUUAUACAUUAACAGCUCCAAGUUUUCGUCGUGA